CCUGUGUCCGCGGUGUGUGGUGCAGCUCCGCGGCGUCGGGAGCCAGGCUGCCGUCAGAUGAACUGAGAGAGAACCGGCUGAGUUGCGACCCACCCACCAUGGCUGAAUUCGGGGAGAAGAAGCAGUGCGCCGUCGGUUCGAGCCCGGCGGACCGGGGGGAGCCGGUGUCCAACGGGAGCUGCAGCGGGACCUCGGGCUCGCUGAGGAGGCUCCAGAAGACCUCCAGCUGCGAGUCCCCGGCGUGGGGGACCCCGGGCUCAGACUCAGCAUCCAAGACCAUCCCUCGACGCAGCAGUCUGAUCAAGGAUGGGACACGCGCGGGUCGUGAGAGGAAGAAGACGGUGUCCUUCAGCAGCAGCCUGUCAGAGAAGAAGAUCAGCAGCGCCGCCGACUGUAUCCACUCCAUGGUUGAAGGGAGCGAGCUGAAGAAGAUCCGGCCUAACUCACGUGUCUACCAGCGCUACUACUUGCUGGACGCGGGCCUCCAGGCUCUGUGCUGGGAGCCGUCCAAGAAGGAAUCAGACAAAGCCCGCAUCUCUCUCGCCUCCAUACGAGAGGUCCGGACAGGUCGUAACACGGACACCUUCCGCACCAGUGGAGUUUAUGAGCAGAUCUCCGAGGACUGUGCCUUUUCCAUCAUCUAUGGAGACGUAUAUGAAAACCUGGACCUGGUGGCCAACUCUGCUGAAGUGGCAAACAUUUGGGUGACUGGACUAAGGUAUCUGAUGCAGUAUGGGAAACACGCCCUGGACAUGCUGGCCAGCAGCCAGGACAGCCUUCGUCUCGGCUGGCUCGAGCAGCUGUUCUCCUCGGCCGCUGAUCUGGAAGGCCAGGAAGAUGAGGACGAAGGGAUCCGCUUGCGGUCGGCCGUCAAGCUGAUUCAGAGCGUGAACCCUGGCGUGAGCAGUGGGAAAGUGGAGCACAGGUUUAAAGAGCUGAAAAGAGUUAGGGAGAGGAUGUCCUUACUCUCAUUGGAUAACGGAUCCGCUGGUAAAGAUCAGGUCGAAACCAAAAGACCACUGGGAAAAAUCGAGCAAGUCACCAAGCCGGAGUUUAUCGAGGUCUUUCACGACUUUUGCACUCGUCCAGAGAUCUACUUUCUGUUGGUGCAGUUCUCGAGCAACAAGGAGUUCCUGGACACCAACGACCUGAUGAGGUUCCUUGAGGCUGAGCAAGGCAUGACUCAAGUGAGUGAGGAGACCAGUCUGAAGCUCAUCCAAUCCCACGAGCCGUCGUCGGAAGGCCGGCAGCAGGGGUACCUGUCACUGGACGGCUUUACCAGCUACCUCACUUCAGCGGCGUGCAACCUCCUCGAUGGGGAGCACGGCGCCGUGUGCCAGGACAUGUCCCAGCCUUUGUCCCACUACUACAUUAACUCCUCCCACAACACGUACCUCAUCGAGGACCAGUUCAAGGGUCCCUCCGACAUCUCCGGCUACAUCCGCGCCCUCAAGAUGGGCUGUCGAUGUGUGGAAGUGGACGUUUGGGACGGCCCUGAGGAGGAGCCAGUGGUGUGCACGGGCCACACCCUGUCCCCACCACUGUCCCUGCGUUGUGUGUUGGAAGCAAUUGGACGGUUUGCAUUUGUGGCAUCAGAUUACCCAUUAAUUGUAUGUGUUGAGAACCACUGUUCACUUCAACAGCAGAAAACAAUGUGGAAACACCUCAUGGGAAUACUAGGGGAUAAGUUUUACACAAAUCCCCCUGAUGAAGGGGACUCUUACCUCCCGUCGCCUCAUGUGUUACGGCAUCGGAUCCUCCUGAAGGGUAAGAAGUUGGGUCCGAGUUCUGACGGUGAGGACGGGGAGGUAAGUGAGGACGAUGAAGGGGCAGAGAUGUGUCAGAGGAUGAAGGCAGCUAAUAGCGGUGGGGCCACGCCCGGAGGAAGUGAGAAGGAAACAUCGCAGAAAAGCAUCGCUCAGUCUCAUCCUCCUCAUCCUCCCCAUCCUCCGUCCAAACAGUUGCAGCUCUCGAAGGAGCUGUCCGACCUCGUGACUCUUUGCCGCUCAGUGACCUUCGCCGACUUCCCGACAUCAUCCAAAAUCCAAAAACCUUGGGAGCUGUGUUCCUUUCACGAGUCUCUGGCCGUGCGUCUCGCUGGCGAAAGCCCCGGAGACUUUGUCAAUCACAACAAGCAUUUCCUGUCGCGGGUGUACCCCAACCCCAUGCGCAUCGACUCGAGCAACAUGAACCCUCAGGACCUGUGGAAGUGUGGGUGCCAAAUUGUGUCCAUGAAUUUUCAGACGGCGGGACUAAUGAUGGACCUGAACACGGCUUGGUUCCGGCAGAACGGGAACUGCGGUUACGUCCUGCGCCCGGCCAUCAUGCGGCAGGAAGUGUCGUAUUUCAGUGCCGACACCAGGGAGACGGUGCCGGGUGUGUCUCCACAGCUGCUUCAUGUGAAGGUGAUCAGUGGCCAGAACCUGCCCAAGCCGAGAGGUUCAGGGGCCAAAGGGGACGUGGUGGACCCGUACGUGUACGUGGAGAUCCACGGCAUCCCGGCCGACUGCACCGAGCGCCGCACCAGGACCGUGACCCAGGACGGGGACAACCCGAUCUUCGACGAGAGCUUCGAGUUCGAGAUCAAUCUGCCAGAGCUCGCCAUGGUUCGCUUUGUGGUGCUGGAUGAUGACUUCAUAGGGGACGAGUUCAUAGGUCAAUACACCAUCCCUUUAGAGUGUCUCCAGCCUGGCUACCGUCAUGUGCCACUCCAGUGUCUGACGGGAGAGGAACUCCCCCACGCUAAGCUGUUUGUCCAUGUGGCCCUCACCAAUCGUAGAGGGGGGGGAAAGCCUCACAAACGGGGCCUGUCUGUGCGGAAGGCCCGGAAGGGAAGGAACUACACAGCUCUGAGGGACCUGGGCGUCCGGGCCGUGGACGAGGUUUUCAAGACGGUUGCUCCACUGCUGAGGGAGGCUACUGACCUGAGGGAAAAUAUGCAGAACUCAGUGGCAGUGUUCAGGGAGCUGUGCGGAGUGUCCGCUGUGGCCAACCUCAUGCAGUGCGUCCUGGCUCUGAGCUCCCGAGUGUCCGGCCCAGACGAGAUGCCUCUGCUGCUGUUUGACCUCCGGGACCAGUACCCCACCCUGGAGCCCCAGGGGCCUCUGCCUGACGUCCUCCGCCGGGUCGUCUCCACCUAUGAACUGAUGGUCCACGCAAGCCGAGCAGUGAUGGAUCUCUCCGAUGGAAUCUACGACAGGAUCCUGCAAAUACAGACAACGGCGAUGGAGUUUCAUGAGAAGCUGCCGAGCCUGGCAGCGAAGGAGGGGCUGAAAGGUCGCAAGGUCAGCCGAGCGCUGGAAAGUUUCAGCUGGAACAUCACUAUCCUUAAGGGCCAGGCCAACCUCCUGAAGCGGGCCAAGGCUGAGGUCCAGGAGAACACGAAGCAGGUCCACGACGCGGCUCUGACCGGAAACCUCAGCAAGGAGGGUCAGGGAGUGACGAGGGUCCGCUCCGUAACGCGAAGAGGCCAGGAGGAGAAGGAGAGAGGAUCCACACCUCUGCUGUAGCUGCUGUGACAAACCCUUCAAAUGUCUCGGAUUCAUAAUGUUGCAGGAAUUAAAUAGCAAGUACCCUGUUUUUUUAAAAGAAGGAAGUUGAUGAAUGUCAUACUUCAAAAACGUCGUAGACGUCAGAGGCCGCUGUGUGGAGGCGGGAAGAGGAAUGACAAUGAAGGAGUUGAAUGUAGUUCGAUUUAAAGCCAAGGUUCAGCUGUUUGUACUGUAUGGAACUGUAAAUACACCAAAUGUUUAUUAUCCUC
Limanda limanda (common dab) is the source of this 3760-nucleotide messenger RNA. Its product is annotated as inactive phospholipase C-like protein 2. Gene Ontology annotation, molecular function: phosphatidylinositol-4,5-bisphosphate phospholipase C activity. Bases 99 to 3509 code for a protein of 1136 amino acids. Gene Ontology annotation, biological process: intracellular signal transduction; lipid metabolic process. The transcript is spliced from 12 exons. The record is from RefSeq and is a predicted model, not a curated record. NCBI's taxonomy places the organism in Eukaryota, Metazoa, Chordata, Actinopteri, Pleuronectiformes, Pleuronectidae.